Molecule: messenger RNA, 2619 nt
Organism: Thermochaetoides thermophila DSM 1495
Lineage: Eukaryota; Fungi; Ascomycota; Sordariomycetes; Sordariales; Chaetomiaceae
Exons: 2
Coding region: 1-2619 (872 amino acids)
Source: RefSeq, a predicted model, not a curated record
AUGAUGAAUCCUUCUGGCUCUUGCAAUGGAGAAUCCGAAGCAUUCAAAGGCUUCCUUUGCCACAAUUCUAUUUACGGCCGUUGUUUCGAUCGUGUUCCCUUCGAGAGCACACUUUGCAAGGUUUGCAUGGACUGGGAGUGUAGGGGCGAUCUCAAGGACUGGCAAACCCCUCCCCACUCUCCCAACAGCCUGCCUUCGCCUACCUACUCGGAGCUAGGGGUUUAUCCCUUCCCUCCAGCCCCCCCUCAGGUUGAAGCUGGUUCUACAGCUACACCUACUCUAACAACCACCAAGGAGCUUACGCCACCGUCAAGCGAGCAGAAUAAACCCUCGACUCCUAAGUCAGAGCCCACCGUAUCUAGCAGCACUGGUGUCGGGGGGGUAAAGCACCCAGGACCAGUUUUCAACCGCUGCCGCAUCAUCAAUAUCUACAGCUGUUCUGGGCCUCGCGAUUGGAUGCGGGAGCUUCGGUGGACGAGGGAUGAUCUCAAUGUUUUCCAUAGAAGCCCUACCUCCGAUCCAAUGAAGCUGGACGACUCUAACGACGAUUUUGAUGGAUGCUCUUCGCUCCACCUUGGCCGUCCCACUUCAGGUGGACAAGCUUUAGGCGACGACCUGAUCAGCAUCGACGACUUUAUCCUUGAUGAGUCAGACCCUCGCCACGAUCACCGCUUGUUCGGCAUCGAUAAUGAGAAGCGGCCUUCAUUGGUCCAGCCCAUGACCUGGGGCCCUCGCGGUGUCUCUUCUCAGUCAAGCCGUCCGUACGACCUCGGCUUCGGCUUCGACCUGGGGCUCGGCGACGACAACAUAUCCACCCGAACUCCUCGCUACUGCCGCGAUACGACAGUCGAUCAGUCUCUUCCCCUCCAGGGCAGCGCUGGAUCCCGGCGAGCCUCCAAAAGGACCCAUAACGUCGACGGCGGUGAUGACAUCCUUUCCUCGUCACUCCGUCAAACAAUCCAGACCUCCUCUGGAACCUCUUCUUCCCGCAAUCAUCCCUAUUCUGGCCUCUGGAAAGGCUCAGAGAGCCGUCAUGACCCUAGUCUUUCUCCACGAAUACCUCAAAUUCGUGAGCCGCAGGAGUUCGAUGUUGAUGAGAUCAACGCCCGGCUUGAGAGCUUGCAGAGUCUGAGCGAUGAUCCUCCUUGGUAUCCAAACCGUCCGCGUGAGGGGUUUUGUGAUGAUACAAAUGAUAAUACUGGCUUUUGUAGGCCGAGUCUUCGUGGAGGAGCGAAUAACCAUGCCCCUGACUCGGCGGCGCGCACGGACGAGAAUGAUGGUAUUGAGUCGGGCUGGUAUGAAGUGACGGCUAAGGACUUGGCUGGCUCCUCGGAUGCUUCUAUAGAUGCUUCGACCAGCUGUUCUUCCUCUGCCAGCACAGAUUCCUCCUCUGGCUCCUCAACUGUCACCAAGGACAACACAUUGAUCUCUGUCCAGACCUAUAACAACCAAGAGCAGCAGAAACCCGAAGAGGAACCUCAGGGUGACAAGUCCGGUCCCCACAGCAGCAUCAACUCAACAGAUACCCAGCUCUCCGGUUCGACCUUCCACACCUGCCACAUCUUCAACGUCUAUACCGGCUUCGCCGGUCCCAACGGCAGCAUCCACCGCUUCAUCGGUGAGCCCUACCCUCACCCUCGUGUCCCUCAACCCCCAAAGGCUAGCUCCUCCGACGAUUACGACGGCCACGACUACGACUCCCUUUCAAACUCCUCCUCCGAUGACAUGCUUCACCAUCCCCCUGUGCCAAUCUACCGCCCCGUCUCCCGCUACCCCCCACCCUUUCCGUGGCCUUACCCUCUCAGGCCCCUUCGUCAAACCUCCUACGGCGUCCCAACAUCCGGUGCUUAUUUCCACGACCCUAGCAUUGCCCGCUUGCGCGCCGUCACUCGUGAGGCUCUCAGCCGCCCUAUGCCUAUACUCGGCACCACCACAGCCCAAGCUCCCUCUCCCAAGAGCAUGCCGAUGACUGCUGGCACGAACGACAUACCCUCUGCGGCCGAGGUUUCUCAUACAGAGAACUUCACGUUCACCGAACACCCAAAUGGGACAGUAACUUGGGAAUGCCGCAUCCCGUUGUUCCAGUCUCGGUCUCCCUACCAAAGCACAUUCCGCCCUUUACAUUCUGGACCCAACGCUGGUCCCCUCGGACCGGAUAUCCCCAACUCGGGAGAGCCCCAAGGUGAGGUAGUCCGUGAUUCAACUGGGGAAUGGACCAUUCACCGUGGUCGCUUCCACCCUUUUUAUCCCUCCCUCAACCCUACCUCCCCCAUCGAGGCCAGAGCGCGCCGCAUAUGGCAGAAAAACCACUCCUUACUAGUUCACCACUUCCAGCGCAUGACCCUCAACUCUACUGAAGACCCGGAGCGGAGGAGAAUUGAAAUGGAAAUGGAGAGGGAGAUUGAACGGCAGAGGAGGAAUAUGCUAGCGAGGAGGGAGAGGGAGGAACGGGAUUGGAUGUCUGAGAUGCAGAGGAGAAUUCAGCAGGGAGUGAGGUAUGUCGGGAGGGUUAGCGAGAGGGGAAGGAGCAGGACGGUUAUGGGUAGUCCCUUCGGGUCGAGACAACGACGCCGUGCGAGUGAUGAGUUGGAUGGAUAUGGGAGUGUCGCACGGGAAUGA